Messenger RNA from Aspergillus heteromorphus CBS 117.55, 845 nucleotides. RefSeq lists its product as uncharacterized. The coding region runs from base 168 to 662 and encodes 164 amino acids. The transcript is spliced from 2 exons. The record is from RefSeq and is a predicted model, not a curated record. Lineage: Eukaryota; Fungi; Ascomycota; Eurotiomycetes; Eurotiales; Aspergillaceae.
UCUUUCCUUCUUCUUUCCGCCUCCUGUCGAGAGAGUCUUAAUACGAUACCCGAAGAUACUAACAAAUAAACAAACACACAAACAAACAACGCACGCACGCAUGUAUGAUGUCUUCUCCUUCCUAGCAGCUACCUUACCUUACCUUACCUUACCACAGACCAACCAUCAUGUAUAUGUUCUGGAUGUCUAUCUGUCUGCAAGCAUAUUGUCUGUCUGUCUGUCUACUUAAUUUCUUUGAUACCAUCUACGCAUACGAAAUAGAGUCGAACAAUAAUGCAUUAUUAACCUACUCUCGCCACCGACCGGUCGACUUAUUUAUCUUAUCAGUGAGUCUCAUCUCACUACUUAAGUCUGCCUUAAGUCUGCGGAAUGCGGAAUCCUUAGGUAGUACGGUCCUGGGGUUGGUAACCAUACCAUACCGUACCAUAUCCUACAGCAAGAUGAAAAAAGAGACAAGAGAGACAGGCCAGGCAGGAGGAAGGGGGGGGGAUGGCGGGAAAGGGAGAGAGAGAGAAAGAGUCCAAUCUAAUUGUGUAUCCGUGUUAUCAUUUGUCAUGGGAUCGCUGGGAAUUGAAAGAAAUACAAGAAAGACGAUCGAUCGAAGCAUCCUCCGUUUCCUCGAUGAAACCAGGCAGCCGUACGGGGAGAGUAGAUCAAGAUGAAGAAGAAAGAAGAAGAAGAAGAAGAAGAAGAAGAAGACUAAGUAGUAAGGUAAGGGUAGCUAGAGGAGAACGCGCUAACAUGACAUUUAGGUAGGUAGGAAAUGGGGGGAGGAAACCAGAGCGAGGAGAGCAAAGAAGACUGUUGCUGUGUAGAGUUCAAGCAAUGUAGGCGAUUUCGUCUCC